AUGAAACUCUCUUCCAUCACUUUGUGUCUUGUUAUUUUAGUUUGUCUCAGCUUGUCUGUCUUGGCAGCUCCAUCUCGUCGACACAAACGAAAACAGGCUGUAUCAGGAGGAGAAAACGUUUCAGCCAAUGAAUUCCCACACCUGGUCUCUCUUCAAUACUCUCCUACCGAAGGUAGAGCCCCUCAACACUUUUGUGGUGCAAGUAUCAUCAGCAAACGUUGGUUGAUCACUGCAGGUCACUGUGCAGCUGUUGAUGGAAUGGAUUCAUCCAAAAUAAGAGUUGUUGCUGGAACCAAUAAUAAGGACAAUUGUCAAUCGUCCAACUCUGGAUGCGUUGUAAGAUCGGUCUCUAGAGUUAUUGUCCAUCCAAACUACAACAAGGAUUAUAUCAGAAACGAUUUGGCACUUAUUCAAUUAUCUGCUGAUUUGCCAUUCAGCGAAAACAUUAAACCAAUAGCAUUCGAAGGUGGAAGUAUUCCUUGGGAAACCGUGCUCACUGUUGCUGGUUGGGGUCUGACUACCGAUGGAUCACGAGAUUUACCAACAAUUGCGCAAAAGGGUUAUCUUCCAUUAAGAACAAGCUCUGUAUGCAAUGCACAAGGUCUUGACAUGCAAUCUCCAUGGCAAUUAUGUGCAGGAGAAGGAAGAGGUAUUAACUCAUGCCAAGGUGAUAGCGGUGGUCCAUUAUUCUGGAAGAGACAAUCCACACAAAAUCCUUCAGAUGUUGUCAUGGGUUUAGCCGGUAUGGUUUCUUAUGGUCCACAAGGCUGUGGUCGUCAAGGCUCAUACAGUGUCUACACCAAUGCCACCUACUGGAUUAACUAUGUGAAAAAUUAUGUGAGCGACAUUAAUAUUGUCUACUACUCAAAUCCUACUCCAUCUCCUUCUCCAUCUCCCUCACCUUCUCAGCCUUGUGUUUGUUCACAAAGCGAAGCAAGAACUGACUCGAACAUUACACCUACACCACAACCCAUUCCAGAUGACGGAGCAAAGAAUAACAACACUGACGAGCCAAUACCACCCAAUCAAGAGCCAAAUCUUGCCAAGGUGGAGAUCAAUGCUUCAACCUAG
Molecule: messenger RNA, 1071 nt
Organism: Naegleria fowleri
Lineage: Eukaryota; Heterolobosea; Eutetramitea; Acrasida; Naegleriidae
Exons: 2
Coding region: 1-1071 (356 amino acids)
Biological process (GO): proteolysis
Molecular function (GO): serine-type endopeptidase activity
Source: RefSeq, a predicted model, not a curated record